This is a messenger RNA of Malaclemys terrapin pileata, 8163 nucleotides long. It is a transcript of the gene VASH1, whose product is annotated as vasohibin 1. The transcript is spliced from 7 exons. Gene Ontology annotation, biological process: regulation of angiogenesis. The record is from RefSeq and is a predicted model, not a curated record. Lineage: Eukaryota; Metazoa; Chordata; Testudines; Emydidae. Gene Ontology annotation, cellular component: cytoplasm. The coding region runs from base 219 to 1271 and encodes 350 amino acids.
CUGCCUUGACUCUUCUUUCUGGUUUGACCUGAGGAAACAACCUCCUGUUGGGUAAAAUAUACCUUGAUACUGCACUGUUCUUAUGUGAAUGAGCCACACCCUUUUUUCCUUAAAGGGCCUCUGCACUCAGGCUGCCAUGUGCUGCUCUGUCUCUGGCAGGCUGAGGGGGGUGGUGGGCAUAGUGUUGUAAUCCACCAAUUUCCAAAGUGCAGACUGGGAUGCCUGGGGGGAAAACGGGGGGCAGUGGCGCUGCUGCCACCAAGCGCUCUGAGGCCAGCGAAGAGGCAACUCAGAGAGAGGAGGAGCCCGAAGAUGAUGGUGAUGAAGAUCUGCGAGAUGGUGGAGUUCCUUUCUUUGUGAACCGAGGAGGGCUACCCAUUGAUGAGCCCACCUGGGAUAGAAUGUGGAGACACGUGGCCAAGAUCCACCCUGAGGGAGAAAUGGUGGCUCAAAGAAUUCGACGAGCCACAGACCUACCCAAGAUUCCCAUACCGAGUGUGCCUGCGCUCCAGCCGUCCACCCCCAUCCCUGAGCGCCUGGAAGCCAUACAACGCUACAUCAAGGAGCUUCAGUACAAUCAUACUGGGACGCAGUUCUUUGAAAUUAAGAAGAGCAGACCUCUGACCGGGCUAAUGGACCUGGCCAAAGAAAUGACCAAAGAGGCCCUGCCAAUCAAAUGCCUGGAAGCUGUGAUCCUGGGAAUUUACCUCACCAACAACAUGCCCACACUGGAGCGUUUCCCCAUCAGCUUCAAAACUCACUUCUCAGGGAACUACUUCCGCCACAUUGUGCUGGGAGUGAACUUUGGGGGCCGCUAUGGGGCACUGGGCAUCAGCCGUCGAGAGGAGCUCAUGUACAAGGCGCCCACCUUCCGCACACUGAGCGAGCUGAUCUUCAACUACGAGGAGGCAUACCACCGCUGUUGGCACAUCCUCAAAAAGGUGAAGCUGGGCCAUUGUGUGUCCCAUGACCCACACAGUGUGGAGCAGAUUGAGUGGAAGCACUCCAUUUUGGACGUGGAAAAGCUGGGCCGUGAGGACUUCCGCAAGGAGCUUGAGAGACAUGCCCGGGACAUGAGGCUAAAGAUCGGCAAAGGAACAGGGCCACCAUCUCCCACGAAGGAUAGGAAGAAAGAUGUGUCCUCCCCACAGCGGGUCCAGUCCAGUCCGCACCGCCGCAACAGCCGUGGGGAGAGGCGGCUGUCUGGUGAGAAGAAGCCUGCCGAAUCCAAAGCCAUGCCAGACCUCAAUGGUUAUCAAAUCCGGGUGUGAGGAGAGGCACACCUUGUGUGCCUGGCUCCAUUGGCUCCUUGCUGGCCACACUUGAAACGAGGAUCCACCUGUAGCAAGCUCAACAUGGGGAAGGGGAAGUGGGAAUGGAGGACUGGUCUUCCAAGGUACUUCUAUCAGGCCUAUUCCUGAGCUGUAUCCUGGGGGUCAGACGAGUCACCUGCCUGUCUUGGGAAGAGCACUUUUUAAUUCAACAAAACAAGUUUUUAAGAGAACAGAUCUGCCAGUUGAUGGGAAGGUGCUGCAGGGUGCUUGGGAAGGCUCCUGCUGUGACAUGGUGAGGGGUGGAGCGAGUGAGGCCAAGCAGAGCUCAGGCUUUGCAUGGAAUCCUUUGGACUGACAGACGACAGGUGGGGCAUUUUAUCCACAGAGCCUCUUCCUCUUCUAUGCUGAGGCUUGAAGGAGGGAAAGGUAUUGGAAUGGAAAGGCCCCUGUCUCUGGUAAAGGAAGGAUUUCUGGUUUUGUAACUUCUGUGUAUUUUGCUACUGCCACUCUUGUUGGGGAGGGAGUGAAAUGCACGAUCACCUUCCCCAUCCCCUGUGCCUGCAGGGAAGAGGAAUAAUCCCUGGAAUAAUUAAUACUUGCAUCACUAAUGAAAAUGCAACCUGUCAGUGGUGUUGAGGGCCUCAUAUGCAGUGAAUCCACCACUCUAACAUUCUGUCUGGUCUGCAGUGUAUCCCCCUAUGGAUCAUUGACUCCAUGGGGGAUGCGUGUGUCUCUCCUUUCCUGUGAGGUGCUGUGGAUACUUUCCUGAACAGCCUGCCAUGAAGGGAAUGCCCAUACCAUUGUAAUGUGGAAACAGGCUGCUGGACAGCUCUAUCUGUGGGGAUGGGUGCUUAACCAGUAGGAUGGUUGGAAAAUGUGUCUCCCCACUCACUUCUCAGUGACACCUUGCACUUCCCCCUUACAGUCUGGCUUCAUCUCACCCUGUGAGGAAGGGCUACUUUUCCUGGAUGCUCAGAGCCACAGUGGAAUUUUGGGAACCAACCUUAAAACAGAAGGGUACAGGCUCCAGUGCAGUGCUCUGCUCAAGGGGCCAAUGUGCUGGUGAAUCCUUAAGCAAAAUAAGAUGGUGUUUUGUGGUCAUGUUGCCGUGUUCACCCCCAUCCCUUGUCUACAUCCACAGCUGGCCAGUGCCUGCUGGAGUGCCUCUAAAAGUGAGGCAUACUACCUCUAGGAACACAUAGGGCACUGCCACAGCAAAUCCCAUGUGGUACCCCCCGAGGAUGCUUUCAGGAAACAUGCUAUUGGGGGUAGGGUGGGGAAAUGUUUCUCAGAUUGAAAUCAGGUGGGGCACUGUACUGUUGCUGUAAGGUAAUAGCUCCCAACCCUUUCAUGCACUGAUCUACCACUCCAUGCUCCCUCUUUCCCUUCAUCUGUGGAGGUUUUGGUGCAACCCAUGCUCAGGCUCGGCAAGAGGGGCAGAAAUAAAUGAGAUUUGCUGCCACAUCGAGUCCAAGCCAGAGGCUCAUGCCCAAGUUAAACUUAGGGUACCAGCCCAAUCAAGAUUGAAAUGUCUAUGGUGAAUCACUGUUCCAGGGUAUCCCAUUUCUCCUAACUGUUCAGUCUGGCCCAUUUUGAUUGCAGUGGUCGGUCUGUCCUAGGAGCAGGGAGCAUAGCUUUGUGCCUAUCCUGCUCCUGUUUGUUCUGACAGUGUACUUAACAACACUAAUUAUGUUAAUGAUUACCAUUCUCUAGCAAGAGGGGCUGGCCUUUCCACCUGACUAAAGCCUUGGCAGCUCACAAAUUUCCAUUCAAAGGAGAGGCACAGCUAAGCAGUCCACAUGCUGCAUGUCAGAACUGAGGAGCAUUGGCAGAUAUGCAUGUGUGGCCUAAAACUUGGCUGGGGUGCUGUAGCUCAUGGCAGAAUUGAUUCAGAGAGGGAGGUGGGAAGCAAGGGGUGAGUGGGUCAAGCCUGAGGCAUGUUGACAUAGAUAGGGGAUGGCAAAAUGUUUAACAUUCGGUCCUGUUACACUACAAAAAGUGUCUAAACAUUUAUGAAAUCUGGCACUGUAUCCAAAUCAUGUUAAACAUUCUGUAUUCUUUCUUACCUGAGUGCAUGUUGGAAGCAUGAUUCAGACUAUAACUAUGGUGGAUAACUGGGCUUUCUGGCAUAACAUGGGAGGGACACAGAUAUUUUGGUAGUGUCGAAUGGGGCCUUAUAUCAAGUAAUAUCUUCUGUCAAUUGAAGCAGUAUUAACCCUUAAAGCCCUGCUCCAGAGGGCUCUAACUGACCCCUUACAGGUGCCUAAUCAUAAUCUUUCACCACCAAUUAGUUAUUCUGUGCUUAUCACUGCAGUUUGUCAGUCCAGGCUCCUUUUUAACUAUCUGUCCUCUCUGCAGCAUGUUGUGUGACAGGAAGAAAGACUGAAUAGGGAGGUAGCAUAAAUUGCUGCUUACCCAAAAUGACGGGGGUAAUCCUGAAGAAUUUAACAAAAGUAACAGGUGCCAGUCUCCCGAACAUAAAUAAUGAAAAUAGUGAUUGGAGUAGGAGAACUGGAAUUGGAGUCUCCUACCUCACUGCCCUAACCACUGGAUUACUGAGUCAUUCCCUCUCUCACUCUGCCCCAUGACUGUUUUAACUAUUUAGUCACAGUGGAACAGCUUCAAGAGAGGAGAGUGAGGGAGCUACAUCAGAAUAUCCCCUCGUGCAGUGAUUAGAGCAGUUCCUUGAGAAGGGGAGACCCUGUUCAAAUCACCCUCCCCGGGAGGAGGUGGAAUUGAACCUAGGUCUCCCACGUCCCAGGUGAGUGCUCUAAUCACAGGGUAGCUCCAGCUCUUGCCAUUUUGCGUAGCGCACAGGCAGUGCUUAAAUCAUUUCCUCAGGAAAUGCCUUGGGGGCCUAAGCCGUCUGACUCCAGGCGGCCGGUUCCCAUUUGUGGAUCACUAAGCAGAGCUAGGUACUCAUCCUUGAGAGAGAUGAGGCUAAUCACACACCUCUAGCUUAAGUGGCACACACCUCUAGCUUAAGUGGCUCUCAGCCUAGCAUAUUGGCUCUUGUGGAUUUCAUUCUGGGGCCCCUAUUUCUCCCCAUUCAUUGAAUAGGAGCCUUGGUGCCUAACUUGGCUUUGUGUAUCACAGUGGUAUGCCUGUGAUUUUUUUUUUUUUCUAGGUGCCUAAAAGUUAGGCACUGUGACACUCAGAGUAGGAAGUCCCUUCAUGGAUCUCACCCUUGAUUCUCUAUAGAUGGAUAGGAGAAGAAUGAGAGAAUUGUGCAAUUGAGAAGAGUCAGCUGCAUGCUAAUGGUUCUUUUGCAGAAGCAGGGCAAGGGCAAGCUCAGUGACACUAAAAGAUCAUCAGUAUAGACUGGAUGAAACAAAAUGCUUUGUGCCACCCUGUAAUUCAAGCUGUGUGGCUUGUUCAUGCAGAAUGUAACUGAGGCCAGUAGUAUAGAAAAUUAAGUAUACAUUUUAAAAAACGAGUGGCAGGUAGAUAUUUGUGAAGGUCUCUUACUCCUCAUCCUUCAGUGCAUUCAGCAGCUGGUGCCAGACAUGAAUAUCCUCUUUCAUGGUGUAGCUGCAUGAUUAAAUGCAUUAGGAGGGUUUACAUUCGUCUGAAGCAUCUGUUGCUGACCACUUUUCAAGAUUGAUAAAAGAGUAGAUGUUGCAUUGAUUUUAAAUAUGCAGAUCCACAAAAGCUGGAAUCAUACUGCAGAUCAUAGAUGAUCACAGCAGGAGUCAAGCUCCUCCCUUGGAAAAGGGUGAAUGAACUCAUCAGACUGUGGCUGUAUCUUUCAUAAGCCCGUUCAGGGGAGUAACCCUAGUUGAGGACUACCUGAAACCUCUUGCAUUAGUCUUCUGGUGCUGCCUGCAUGCUGGAUUUGAAACCACCACUUCUUAGUGCUUCUGUAUCUCUACUCUGGGGCAGUGCUGGGAGAUUGGAAAUUACCUGAUCAUUUUUUUCCCCUCCACUUUUUUGCUCUUGCUCUUUCUCUCUUCACUCUGUAAUGGUGAAUAUAGCAAGAUGGGAGCAGUUCAGUAUAAAUCCCACCUUCCCUGCCACCUCAGAGUCCACUGUAGCAGAGGGCAGGACAUUGCUGCCCAGGGGCAAAAAGUAUUGGUGCAGUCCAGCCACUCCCAUGAGAAACCCUGGGCAUACAGCCGAAUAACCUUAAUUCACAGUUAAGUAGCAAUGCUGUCUUUCUCUCCUCUGCCCAUGCUGCUUGCCCUGGUCUGUUUCCUCCAGCCCCAAGAGUAGUAGCCUGACUGCUAGACCCAAAGAUGGGACCGUGUUGUAGCUUAAGGGUGAAGUUGUAUCUUUUACUGUAUCCCAAACCUCUGUAAGAAAGUGACUUUAAAGCUAUUAGGCCUGGAUCAAUCAAUCAAUCCUUAAUGUUUCCAGAGCAAAACAUGAACCAUAUAGCAUCCAGGGCAUAAGAUUUUGUCCAGUACUAGCUUGGCGUCCUUUUAAUAAGGUCCUAUAAAAACCCCAAUGGUGACGUUUUUAUUAUGUGUUUAAAUUCCACUUCUUCAGGCUCUCCUCCUUAUAUGUUCCCUAGUCCAUGCAGCUCUCAAACCUGGGGGAGGAAGUAUCAGAGGCGUAGCCAUGUUAGUCUGGAUCUGUAAAAAGCGACAGAGUCCUGUGGCACCUUAUAGACUAACAGAUGUAUUGGAGCAUGCGUCUGACAAAGUGGGUAUUCACCCAUGAAAGCUUAUGCUCCAAUACGUCUGUUAGUCAAUAAGGUGCCACAGGACUCUGUCGCUUUUUGGGGGGAGGAAGUGCCUCCAUACGUGAGCCAGACCAUACCUGCAUUGUAUAUGUCAGGUGUGACCAAAUUGCGGCUUGUGAGCCACGUGUGGCUCUUUAACAGUUAAAGUGCGGCUUGUGGAGCCCUCCAUGCCCCCACCCCCAUUCUCCACCUACUAGCUACCUGCCCUGUGGAGAGGAGGGUCUCAGGGCUUUAGCCCUGCAUGAGGGCGUCGGGACACAAGAUGUGUGCCCCAGCAGGCGACGCUUUGUGGGGCAGGUUGUGCAUGUCUUGCGGCUCUCGAACUUCUGAAGAUUAUCUUAUGUGGCUCGGAGGGUCAAUAAGUUUUGCCAGCCCUGGUAUAUGUGGUCAACCAGGGCUACGGAGAGAGGGCCUUAACUGACUUCCUGUUAGCAAGACCAUUUUUAAAUAUGAAUGCUGGGUUCAAAACACAACUCUUCCUAACACUUCUAUGGUGCUGGUGUAGACAGGGCUUCUUGUUCCACACCCUUCAACAACUUAAUUCUACAACUGUCUUAAAAUGAAUGAGGCAGUGAGCAGAGACCAAGGGGUUCCUUCCUGGGGUACUCUGGCAUGGUACAAAUGUACCAGGCUGACAGCUGAAAAGAGGGCUCAGGUCUCUAUCAGCGUCUGUGCAAUAGUUUAGGCUUCUGAGACUCCAGUUUACAAAGUAGCAGCCGUGUUAGUCUGUAUCUGCAAAAAGAACAGGCGUAUAAACAGAUGUAUAAAGUGGAACCUAUGCAUCUGAAGAAGUGAGCUGUAGCCUACGAAAGCUUAUGCUGAAAUAUAUUUGUUAGUCUCUAAGGUGCCACAAGUACUCCUGUUCUUUUUGAGACUCCAGUGUUGCUCUGAAACCACUCUGCAGUGGCUUACUGAAUUUCAUGGUAUGCCACAGCUGGGGGAUCUGUAAUGCUUUGUAUUUAGGUGUGAUUAUCCUGCCCCUUGUGACACUCAGUUCGGAUGUACUGCACAUCUCUAUAGUGUACUCUAUACCUUGCCAUUUAGAGUAGAUGACUCCAGAGCUUUGUCUUGGAUGUAGUUUGUGUUUAGCAGGAGAAGGAGAGGUAGGUUAUUUGCACAGUAGUAGAAAAAGGAGUUAUUAGCUGUGUUGCUGUUACCAGAGCUGUUUUAUGUGAAGAAUGUUGCCAUGGUAUUGCAGCUAAAACCCUGAACCAGACUCUGACCCCAUAAGUCACCUGAAAGGCUGGUUCACAUGUGGUACAUAUAAACUGGAACAUGAGUGUCCCUAAAAUAGUCACUUACUAUUUGCCAAGGAAUCACAGGGUAGAAAAGAAUCCUACAUUGCUGAGGGCCAGAAGUCUGGACUAGAUAGGAAGAAGUAGGCCUGAUCCAACUGCAGAGGCUCUUGCUACUGACUUGGGCAGGUUGUUUUAGGCACUUAUUCCUUGUGAUUGAAGUAUCCAGGGGACAGCUGUAAACCGGGCAUGCUCUUCCCCCCCUGUGUCUUACUUGUGAGUCUGCUUUGGUGAAACAGCACCAUGUGCUCUAAUAGUCUUGCACUGUUGCCCUGUAUCUAAUGUAUAGAAUCUGCAUAGGAGGGAGCCUGUGAUCCAACUCAGGUCAGUUGUUGUUCUUGCUUGGCUCCUGCUCUGCCAAAACAAGGUGGAGUCUGUAUGCAGCCAAGCUGUGCUCCUCGGGGAGUUUAAAAUGCUUGCUGGUCUUCUUAACAGAUGUUUAUUCAUAUCACAACCACUCUCCCUAAGGGUGGUGCCUAGGCACUCGCUGUCUGCUCAGGAGCAAACCAGCUUAGGCCAAGAAAGCACCUGAAUCUCCUAUACCUCUGCAGAGCAGAGUUUUCCCUCCAGCCUCCAGGGCAGGGCUGAGAUGGUGCUAGUGGGACUUGCAUAGUCCCUUCCAUACACAUCAGUAUUUAUCCUGUUUCUGUUACUCUGUGGUGCAACAGAACCAUUCACAUUACAUCACUGAUACAGCUCAGAACUAACCAAGCAAUGAGGGGUUUCUUUCUUUAUGGACUGUGUCAAGUGUCGUCCCCCCCCUUUUUUUUUUGGUAAUUAACCAGUUGUGGGUCUGUUUUUCUAUAGUCAACACAGAACCUGUAUCUAGAUUUAGUUCUAACUGCACCUGUGUAUCAUAUCAGUAUUUCCUCCUCCUUUCACAUUAGAAAAUAAAAUUGUCUGCACAGCU